AUGGCUAACAACGAUAACAUGAAGGCUUCGGGCCUCUUUGACGUCUCCCAUGUCACGGCUCUGGUCACAGGUGGCGGCACAGGCAUUGGUCUAAUGAUCUCUCAAGCGCUUGUGGCCAAUGGGGCAAAGGUGUACAUUACUGGACGGCGAGAGGAGACCCUAGCCGAAACGGUGAAGCAAUACAACACUGGCCCAGGUAGCCUUCACAGUAUCGUUGGUGACGUGAGCAAGAAGGAGGGAUGCAUCAGGUUGGCCAAAGAGAUGGAGCAAAAGGAACCUCAAGGAAUCCAGCUUCUGGUUAACAAUGCCGGCAUUGCUCGCGAUGUGAACACCAUGUUUUCAAAGAACGGAACGCCAGACAUGUCCUCACCCGAAGCGAUCUCCGAGCACUUUCUGCGCUCUGAGGACCAGCAGUGGGCAGACACCUUUCAAACGAACGUAGCUGGUCAAUACUUCAUGAGUAUGGCUUUUGUGCCGCUGCUCGCAAAGGGAGGCAAAGUGACGCCCGGCUACUCCUCGUCGGUGGUGAACGUGAGCUCCAUAUCUGGUGCGAUGAAGGGUUCAUCGAACGGACAACCUUCAUAUGCCUCCUCCAAAGCUGCUUUCACUCAUCUCAGUCGUAUGCUUGCCACGACGUUUAAGGAUGUCAAAGUCCGCGUCAACGUCAUUGCGCCUGGAGUAUUCCCUAGUGAGAUGACUGCGGGGUCGAGUGACGACAAGAACAAAUCUGAACUGGACAUGCGAUCGUAUAACCCAGCUGGGAGAAAGGGCGAAGAUAGCGACAUGGGCGCGACUAUACUGUUUCUCGCUGGGAAGGGUGGCGUAUUUUACAACGAGCAGAUAUUGUAUCCCGAUGGCGGUAAUACUCUUACAGUGCCUGCGGUGAACUAG
Zasmidium cellare ATCC 36951 is the source of this 891-nucleotide messenger RNA. RefSeq lists its product as uncharacterized. Lineage: Eukaryota; Fungi; Ascomycota; Dothideomycetes; Mycosphaerellales; Mycosphaerellaceae. The transcript is spliced from 7 exons. The record is from RefSeq and is a predicted model, not a curated record. Bases 1 to 891 code for a protein of 296 amino acids.